AUGAAGCUCAUCACCUCAGCAAUUGGAAAGAAACAAUAAGGAUAUUUAUAAGAAAAGUUAGAAUAAUCUUAAGGUACAUUUAUUAAUAACAAAUAAUCCAUGACUCCAAAGUUUUAUGUAAACAAUCUUAUGAUGAAACAAAAAAAUUAUCGAAAUUAAUCUUGUUUUCUUUAUUUACUAUUGAAAAUACAUUCAUUUGUAAUCAACUAAAUUCACUCUUUGAUCAAGAACUAGUUGCUGUUUACCAAGAAGGCGUUUAAGUUUAUGUUGGAUUGA
This is a messenger RNA of Paramecium octaurelia, 276 nucleotides long. The record is from the annotation of a GenBank genome assembly. NCBI's taxonomy places the organism in Eukaryota, Ciliophora, Oligohymenophorea, Peniculida, Parameciidae.